AUGGCAAUCGAUCCAAUUCAGGGUCAAGGAGCUGUGAAGGCCAUUUCCCAGAAGGAACAACGAGACCAACAGAAAGGUCGUGGACAUGGUGGCAAAGGUGCAGGCCAACAUCGUCCGAAGAGGCAACAAGGCAAUCGCAGUAGCAUUCGCAAGCCUGUCCUGGCACUCUGCAAAGUGACCCGUGCCGAUGCUUCCGGGGAUGCCACUGAGCAAUUAAAAGCCGCGCUUCUUGAAGCCGAGCGUGGCAAUGAGCCAGUGGACGGAGGACUGCUGGGAAUGGCAGCCGCCCAGGCUGGACGGCUCGGCCUCAAAGACUUGCUUGCCUCCCUUAUGGCCUACGCUUGGCCAAGACUCUUCUCUUGUGGUGGACGCGAAGUUGCCGAGUUGGCCGCCGCUGCCAGCAAAUGCGGCUGUGACGAUGAUAGGUUCUUCUACUUUGUGGCUACGUACUGCAGCCAGAACCCUAGUGCAUUCACCUGCCUCCGGGAUGUGGCACUGGUCGCUGCAGCGCUCACACCGAAGCUUGAUUCACAGGUGAACCUUGGAGCCGCCUUCCUUGGCCUCUCCAAUGUGGCCAUGCAACACUUGCAGGGCAAGCUGACGGGCCAGCCCAUUCGGGACAUCGCCGAGUUCUUCUACUCGCUGAUGAAUGUCUUGGGCAUGCCGAACAACGCAAGCCUCUGCAACGAAGACCCGGUGAAUGAAGUCAUCGCGGCAAUCGCCUCUGCGGUUCGGCGUUUCCUCCAUACCGCCAGCGGGCAAGAUAUUGCAAAGGCCACUGGUGCAACUUCGCUUGGGUGGACGCUGCUGCCUCGCUUGCAAGACACUGUCCUGGGCCCCUUGUUGAAAGAGCUGGCACAGGCAAUCCGCUUCCGCCACGCAGACUUCAAUGCUCAGGACUUGGCACAGCUUAGCGUCUCGUUCGCCCGAGUGGAGUGUUUUCCGGACUUCGCGACCUCCCUGCCGAUCCUGGUUGAGAAGGUGUGUGAGCGCAUGGGGACCUUCAGCUCCAAGGACCUGAGUUUGGUGCUUUGGUCCGCUUCCCGUCACACCUACCUCGCGGAGAGAUGCGCGACGCUUGCAUCCAAAGAGGUUAUGAGGCGAGACCUGUCAAGCUUCUCCGCGCAGGACCUCUGCAUGACUGCUCAAUGCUUAGCCAAGCUGGGCAGCAGAGGCAAGGCAGCACUUAGCUUGGUCGCAGGCCAAGUCUUUCAGAGGCAGGCGAGAGGCUUGUCGACCACGGACAAGGUGCUGUUUCUGUGGGCGCUGGCCAAGUGCAAAGUGAUGCAUCUUGCCCUUUGCCGGCUCAUCGUUCGGGACCUCGCAGUCGAGAACUGUGGUCGUCUGCAGAGGGACAAGGUGGGCCUCGCGCUGUGGUCCCUGGCAGUCGUUUGGCAGUCGCUCCCGCAGUCCGAUUCUUGGGCAACACUUUUGGCAUCCACCCUCCUUGCUGCGCAGCCGUGGCAGAUGGCUCCAAGCUACGAGGUCACAAAUGAUGCCUGGGCCUUUACUCAGCUUCCGGCAGAGCUCACCAGCAUGAUGUGGCCAUCUCUUCUCUCAUCUGCAGUGCAAAUUCCUCCAAGUAGCCUGUCACAGCACGAGCUCUGCAACCUGUUGGCCGGCCUGUCGCGCUGUCCCAAGCAGGUGAUCCUCUGUCGGGAAGUGUUUACAUCGUUCGCGAGCGAGUUGGUGAGCCGUCUACGGGCGCCGAAUGGGCCACCAACGACAUCUGACCACGACAAGCGGCUCCUGGCCGCCACGCUGGCUUGCCAGCCAGAGAAUUGGAACACUUACCUGAACGGAGGUGAUGUAGAAUCGGUGCAAGCCUUUGUCGCGAGUGAAGCGAAGUCCCAGGAUGUUCCCGACGCUGCGGCUUCCGGGCCAACCCGGGAGGCUCCAUCACCCGAUGACGCCGAGGAGGGCUACGAACAGAGGUCGCAGCAGACAGAGGAGGCCACAGACAUACCAGAGCCAGAGACGGAGAGACCUUUCGAGAAGGAGGAGAGCUACUUCAAAGCAAAGAGAAAGGAGACAGAGGAGGCCACAGAUGUGCCAGAGUCAGAUCCUGGAGCAGAUGGCUGGUGUCCAAAAGGUCUCGUGGAGCGCGACCAAGACUACUCGGUGCCCGGCACGUCGGAGCUCAGUCUUCUACAUCUGAAUUCUCAAUGCAACUACAAAGGACACUGUGUGCAGCUGAAACACACCUUCAUCCAUAUAGAUUGCCCGGAGGAGAGCGAUUCAGACGAAGACUGUAUGAUCUGCAACAUGACUAGGAACGCAGGCCGCAGGCGUGCUAAGUCGGCCGAUGGACGAGAUCUAGUUGCUUGCGGAAGCACAGGCGUCCCACCCAUCCCGGUAAUAAACGAUCCCGACAUGGAGCGCGAGCUCUUGGAGCGCCAUCAGCAUCGGGUCGAGAAGCGACGCGACAUCGUUGGAAUUGCACCCACCGGGUCUGGAAAAACGAUGGCGUACAUUCUGCCUCUUCUUGCGGAUGGACUUUGCAAAGCACGAUGCCCCGCUCCGACCACGAUGGAAUCGCUCUUCCUGCGCUUUUGCGAAAUGUUUCCGAGGUCCUUCGACCCAUCUGAUAGCAAGCCUGGCUCUUACGUGAGUGUAACCUUACAGCAGCCGUAA
Molecule: messenger RNA, 2634 nt
Organism: Symbiodinium sp. CCMP2592
Lineage: Eukaryota; Dinophyceae; Suessiales; Symbiodiniaceae
Source: the annotation of a GenBank genome assembly